Messenger RNA from Indicator indicator, 1896 nucleotides. RefSeq names its product alkylglycerone phosphate synthase (gene AGPS). NCBI's taxonomy places the organism in Eukaryota, Metazoa, Chordata, Aves, Piciformes, Indicatoridae. The coding region runs from base 1 to 1896 and encodes 631 amino acids. The record is from RefSeq and is a predicted model, not a curated record. Gene Ontology annotation, biological process: lipid biosynthetic process. Gene Ontology annotation, molecular function: alkylglycerone-phosphate synthase activity; FAD binding. The transcript has 20 exons.
AUGGCGGCCGCGGGAAGCGGCGGUGGCUCCCCGUCCUCCGCCCGGCGGCGGCUGCGCAUCAUCUCUGGGCACUUGCGGGGCUCGCCACGGGCUCUGGAGCAGCAAGUGCUGUGCGCGGACCCCUGCAAGGCGCAGGGGGGCUCCUCUGGGCCGUCCUCCGGCUCUAUCCCGAAGAAGCGGCAAGAACUUCUUAAGUGGAAUGGAUGGGGAUAUAAUGACUCCAAAUUCAUCUUCAAUAAGAAGGGCCAAGCAGAAUUCACAGGAAAAAGGUACAGAUUAGGUGGUAUGGUAUUACCAACUUUUAAGGAAUGGAUAGAAAAAACCUUUGGAGCAAGUCUGGAGCACAAAACUACCUCUAGAGCAUCCUUAAAUAUUAAUGAUGUACCUCCAUCCAUCGUAAAUGAACAAUUUCUUCAAGAUCUCAGAGCUACUAGGAUCGCAUAUUCACAGGAUGCAGAAGAUAGGGUAUUCAGAGCUCAUGGUCACUGCCUACAUGAGAUAUUUGUACUCAGGGAAGGAAUGUUUAAGAGAAUUCCUGAUAUAGUUGUAUGGCCUGUGUGCCAUGAAGACGUAGUUAAGAUUGUGGAAUUAGCCUGCAAACACAAUGUCUGCAUAAUACCAUUUGGUGGAGGGACAAGCGUCUCUAGUGCCCUUGAAUGUCCUGAAGAAGAAAAAAGAACCAUUGUCUCACUGGAUACAUCACAAAUGAAUCGGAUUCUCUGGAUAGAUGAGAAAAACUUAACAGCUUGUGUGGAAGCUGGCAUUGUCGGACAAGAUCUGGAAAAACAGCUUGCUGAAAGUGGCUUCUGUACAGGCCAUGAACCAGACUCCAUGGAGUUCAGUUCACUAGGAGGAUGGGUAGCAACACGAGCAUCAGGCAUGAAAAAAACCAUCUAUGGAAACAUUGAAGAUCUGGUGAUUCAUAUAAAAAUGGUAACUCCUAGAGGAAUAGUAGAAAAAAACUGUCAAGUACCUCGCAUGUCAACGGGACCUGAUAUCCAUCACUUCAUUAUGGGAUCUGAAGGAAUUCUUGGAGUGGUUACUGAAGUUACGAUAAAGAUUCGCCCAGUUCCUGAAUACCAGAAGUAUGGCUCUGUGGUCUUCCCUAACUUUGAACGAGGGGUGGCCUGCUUAAGGGAAGUGGCAAAGCAGAGAUGUGCUCCUGCAUCAAUUCGCCUUGUCGACAAUGCACAGUUUCAGUUUGGUCAUGCCCUUAAACCACAAGUUGCUUCCAUUUUUACAUCAUUUUUGGAUGGACUGAAAAAAUUCUACAUCACAAAGUUUAAAGGAUUUGAUCCCAACAUACUAUGUGUAGCUACCUUGCUCUUCGAGGGCGACAGAGAGAAGGUUCUUCAGCAUGAAAAGCAAGUCUAUGAUAUUGCCGCCAAGUUUGGUGGCUUGGCAGCAGGAGAAGAUAAUGGACAGAGGGGAUAUAUGCUGACAUUUGUCAUCGCAUACCUUCGAGACCUGGGCCUGGAUUACUAUGUAGUAGGCGAGUCAUUUGAGACAUCUGUUCCUUGGGAUAGAGUUUUGGACCUUUGUAGGAAUGUAAAGGAAAGGAUAGUAAGAGAAUGCAAAGAAAAGGGUGUUCAGUUUGCUCCUCUUUCAACCUGCAGGGUGACACAGACAUAUGAUGCAGGUGCAUGUGUCUACUUCUACUUUGCCUUUAACUACAGAGGAAUUAGUGAUCCUAUUCAUGUCUAUGAAGAAAUUGAGAGGGCUGCUAGAGAGGAAAUACUUGCCAAUGGAGGAAGUCUGUCACAUCACCAUGGAGUAGGCAAAUUGCGGAAGCGCUGGAUGAAGGAGAGCAUCUCUGAUGUUGGCCUGGGAAUGCUGAGAUCUGUUAAGGAAUAUGUGGACCCUAAAAACAUCUUUGGAAACAAAAAUCUUUUAUAA